This is a messenger RNA of Penaeus chinensis, 3252 nucleotides long. RefSeq names its product POC1 centriolar protein homolog A-like. Gene Ontology annotation, cellular component: ciliary basal body; centriole. The record is from RefSeq and is a predicted model, not a curated record. Bases 72 to 1331 code for a protein of 419 amino acids. Gene Ontology annotation, biological process: cilium assembly. The transcript has 9 exons. Gene Ontology annotation, molecular function: protein binding. NCBI's taxonomy places the organism in Eukaryota, Metazoa, Arthropoda, Malacostraca, Decapoda, Penaeidae.
GAGGCUUCCGCGGCGCACGAGGCGGGACGAGAGCUCCUCCGUCUUCUGAGUGGCUCUGGAAAUAACACAAAAUGAGCAGUGAGGAUCCAACCCUAGAGAGACAUUUCCGUGGCCACCGGGAUGUCGUCACGGCUCUCGACUUCAGCCCCAAUGGCAAGCAGCUGGUGUCCUCUUCCCUGGAUCACACAGUCAUGGUCUGGAACUUCAAGCAGCAAAUUCGAGCGUACAGAUUUGUUGGUCACUCUGACUCUGUCUACGAUGUCUGCUUUUCACCAAGUGGAAACUUAAUGGCCUCAGCCUCACGGGAUCGUACUGUGAGGCUUUGGGUCACAAACAUUAGAGGUGACUCGACGGAGUUCCGCGCGCACCAUGCAAGUGUAAGGUCUGUCAGUUUCUCCCCCGAUGGCCAGAGAUUGGUGACCGGCUCAGAUGACAAAACCAUCAAGAUUUGGAAAGUCCACAACCACAAGUUUGAGUGCUCAUUGCCAUCUCACACAAACUGGGUGCGCUGUGUGCGAUUCUCUCCUGAUGGUCGAAUGCUUGUGUCUUGCGCAGAUGAUAAGACAGUCAAGCUUCACGAUGUCCAGUCAGCAAGCACACUUCACACCUUCCCUGAGCUCAAAGGCUCAACGACACGUGUUGCUUUCCAUCCCUCGGGAACUUGCAUUGCAACUGCCGGUUCAGACAGCUCAGUGAGAAUCUAUGACAUCCGUACAAGAAAACUGUUGCAGCACUAUGUUGCCCACUCUGGUCCAGUCCAUGAUCUCUCAUUCCAUCCAUCUGGACACCUUCUCCUAACCAGCUCUGCAGAUGGUACUUUGAAGCUGCUUGACCUGCUUGAAGGACGGCCCAUCUAUACCCUCCACGGACACCAAGGCGCUGUCACCUGCUGCGGCUUUGCUAGCAAUGGAGAUUAUUUUGCUUCUGGUGGAAAUGACAAGCAGGUGAUGGUAUGGAAGACCAACUUUGAGCCUGUGGAUCAGUGUGAGAGCCUGGAUGUGACACAGGACGUGUCUCACAGGCAGCCCCUGGAUGUAACAGUCUCAGUACCUGAUGAUUCGUCAGAAGAGGAAGAGGAAGUUACCACUGUUGAGAGUCGUGCUGGAGCAAAAGGGAGAUCCCAUAGCAGCGAUGUUAAUGGGAACCAGAAAAGUGGAGGAGGCAGCCAGGAGGACAAUGCAGCCACCCUGCAGCAGAUGCAGAGCUCUCUCCAGCACAUCAUCACCCAGCUUGACACCUUAACCCAAACUGUCGUCAUCCUUGAGCAAAGGCUGUCGCUUGCCGAGAACAAGAUAUCUGAUCUUGCUAACAACCAGCGUGCAACUCGCUAAAGAACUCUUUCUAUACUUAUUUUGGUUGAAGAUUUUGCAAUACUGUGUUAGCUGACUGCAGUGUUAGAUAGUGUGCCCAUAUUUGGUGGUGGCAUUAUUGUCAUUAUUAUUAUUAUUAUUAUUAUCAUCAUUAGCAUCAUUAUCAUUAUUAAUGCUCUUUAUUAUUUUUUAUUAUUGUUAGUGUCAUGAUUAUUAUUUUAUUUUUGUUUUGAUUGUCAUCUUUAUUAUUACUAGUGUUAUAAUCAUUAUUAUUAUUAUCAUUAUUAUUAUUGUCAGUGUUAUCAUCAUUAUAAUUGUUAUUAUUAUAGUCAUGGUGCUCAUUACCUUCCAGGAGUCAUAAUGACUGGAAGGCCUUAGACCAGUGGUGAUAAGAGGCAUCUGCUAAAAUCAUGAGUGCCUGAUAGAUAGUGAUUAGUUCUUAUAAUGGCUUUAUUGAUGAUAAUGUGAAGCAUUUCUCUUUAUAUGCCACUUUUUUUAUAACAGAACAAAGAUUCUUCACUGUAAUAAGCAUUUGGUUUAUAUACUUAAUACUGUGAUAGUUCAAAAAUAGGUUAGGGUUUAGCAUUUCAGUCCUGAAUUGCAUUCCAUUCCAGAUUCCAAAUAAACAGUUUUUGAAGAAGGAAAUUUGCUUCAGAAAUGUAUUUUUCUUGGUGUGAAAAACAGUUAGGAAUAGACUACAUUUUUAUAUAAAUUUCUUAGAGUAACAGAACUUGUAGUUGGCAAAAUCAUGUGGAUUAUAUCACAUGCUGCCCAUACAUUAAAAUUAUUCUUCCUUUUAAAACAAUAUUGAUUGUUAAAUUUUAAGGAGUAAAAGCAAUUAAGUUUAAUGUCCAGUCUUUACCUUAAUCCAAAACUGUGAUGAAAAUAAAUAACAAAAGGACUAUAUUUUUCAUAGUAGUCUUUUCUAUCUAAGUUGACUUGUAAUGUCUUCAAAACUGAAUUAAUUUGUAAGAGAUGCUGAGACCAUACAUUGGGUCUUCUAAUAUCACAUCUGAAACCUGGGACGGUACAAAAGCAGAGAAUAUAGUUCAAAAAGAGGCAUUUCCAAUCUGAUAUUCUUCUUUUGCCAUAGAUAUUAAAUAAAAAAGUCUUAGAAAUAUUACUGCUAGUCACUUAGAGCAGUUUUAAGAAAUGAACACUGAUCAGUAUAACAACUGGGCAUCCACAUAUUAACACAAAACCCCCAAGUUGGUUUACUGGCAUAUUCAGUAAGAGUCAGUUUUGCAGCAUGUGGUUGCACACAUGGCCAAUUGGUAAAUAGUACUAUCAUCCAAAUAAGCAGAAGACUUCUCUUACUCAUUGACAUAGGUGGUACAAUACAUUCACCUAAACAGUGCCAUUUUUAUUUGAGGUGUUGGAGCUACUAUUGAGUAACACUUGGAUUGUGUCUGACAUCCUGUCUAUCCAAAGGAAGGAGUUGUGAGGGGGGGGAGGGUAACAUGUUAAUGCUAUAAAUAACAGGGACUUGCUGAUUCAUAUUCUUGACAGAUGUGGCUUCUCUGUGUAGACUAAUCAGGCAUAGGUUCAACUAUGUUGACUUUUGACUUAGCAUUUUAUGAAACAGAUUAUAAAGAACAUAAGAAAUAUGCUUAAGGAUUAAAAUGUUUCUAUAGACUUCUGUUGUUUCUUUAUAUGAAAUGAACUUCAAGAGGUUUAAUUUCUCUGUACAUCUCUUGUUUAUCUUUCACAUGUAAUGCUUGUUAUUAUUAUUUUGUUUUUCCUGUUGUUGAAUUGGAACAAUGAUGAAGUUUUUGUUGUGCUGAGUCAUUUUAGAAUCAUUUAUACCUUUAAGAGUGACUCACAAAAAAAUGUUUAUAUAAAACUCAUGUCCAUUUAUUGUAAUAAGUGUAACAUUUCCAUUAUAUUUCUGAUUCUAUUCUAAGUUUCAUGUAGAUUUUCUUUCAUUAAAACUGUAACCAAA